Nyctereutes procyonoides (raccoon dog) is the source of this 1647-nucleotide messenger RNA. RefSeq names its product RAB40B, member RAS oncogene family (gene RAB40B). The coding region runs from base 54 to 917 and encodes 287 amino acids. Gene Ontology annotation, biological process: intracellular signal transduction; protein localization to plasma membrane. Lineage: Eukaryota; Metazoa; Chordata; Mammalia; Carnivora; Canidae. The record is from RefSeq and is a predicted model, not a curated record. Gene Ontology annotation, cellular component: synaptic vesicle; endosome; plasma membrane. The transcript is spliced from 6 exons. Gene Ontology annotation, molecular function: GTP binding; GTPase activity.
GUCAGCGGCGGACGGCGGGGCCGCGGGGCCUCGGUGCCUCCCGCGGGCCGGGCAUGGGCGCAGGCGGCGGCGGCCGCACGAUGAACGCCCUGGGCAGCCCGGUCCGCGCCUACGACUUCCUGCUCAAGUUCUUGCUGGUGGGCGACAGCGACGUGGGCAAAGGCGAGAUCCUGGCGAGCCUGCAGGAUGGCGCGGCCGAGUCCCCCUACGGCCACCCGGCGGGCAUCGACUACAAGACCACCACCAUCCUGCUGGACGGCCGGAGGGUGAAGCUGCAGCUCUGGGACACCUCCGGGCAAGGAAGAUUUUGUACCAUAUUCCGCUCCUACUCCCGGGGCGCACAGGGUGUGAUCCUGGUCUAUGACAUCGCCAACCGCUGGUCCUUUGACGGCAUCGACCGGUGGAUCAAGGAGAUCGACGAGCAUGCCCCCGGGGUCCCUAAAAUCCUGGUGGGGAACCGGCUGCACCUGGCCUUCAAGCGGCAGGUCCCCACGGAGCAGGCCCAGGCCUAUGCGGAGCGCCUGGGCGUCACGUUCUUCGAGGUCAGCCCCCUGUGCAACUUCAACAUCACGGAGUCGUUUACGGAGCUGGCCAGGACCGUGCUGCUGCGGCACGGGAUGGACCGGCUCUGGAGGCCCAGCAAGGUGCUGAGCCUGCAGGACCUGUGCUGCCGAGCGGUGGUGUCCUGCACACCUGUGCACCUGGUAGACAAGCUCCCACUGCCCAUGGCCCUGAGGGGCCACCUCAAAUCCUUCUCCAUGGCCAGCGGCCUCAACGCCAGGAUGAUGCACGGCCGCUCCUACUCCCUCACCGCCAGCUCCACGCACAAGAGGAACGGCCUCCGCAAGGUGAAGGCCGCCCGGCCGCCGCAGAGCCCGCCCAAGCGCUGCCCCAGGAACAGCUGUAAGGUCUCCUGAAGCAGGAGCACGGACGGGCCUCCAGGAGAGGCUGGGCAGUCCCGCGAGGGACAGGGACAGGGACAGGGUGGCGGGAGCCCGCUCCAGGGCCGGGAACGCACCUGCCGAUCGCUCCUGCGACCCAGCCGCUCCGAGCGCUGAGGACACAGCUUGACUCCGAUGCUUCUCCGCGGACGAGCACGAAGCUCUCGUUUGCCACGCGUGUUUGUCCGGGGGCUUGGCUCUCGACGACACCGGCGUGGCCUCCCUCGUAGACCUGCUUUGGGGGUGCGGCGGCUCACGCAGUGACUGUGAGGUGCAGCGACUGUGGAAAGCAGCGGGAGAGAGAGAUGACCCUCGACCCAACGACCUCACGAGGGCCCUUUAUGAACCUGCAGUUCGCACCCACGUGCUUGUUGACGGGCGAGGUGGGAGUCGGAGAUCACGCUCGGCCGUUCUGUCCAGCUUGGGUCUGACACGGAUUUGAUACAGUUUUUGCUAUGUUAUUUACCAUGUUUGGGGAUCAAUAAGUGAUUUAUAUGCAUAUUUUUCUGUAAAUCUACAUUUUUUUGUACAAGACGUUCCAUAGGUUAUGAAGCUAAGGGAAGAAAAUGCCAAAGAUAUCUCUAGUUGCGUCGAGCAGCCACACGUAGUCACAAUGCAUCCAGAUCGGCAAGGAAACUACCGUUUGGGCCGUUUCGGUAAGGAAUGCAGUGCGCCCUGUUAGUGAAGAAAAUGUUUCUCGACAAUA